Molecule: messenger RNA, 4151 nt
Organism: Episyrphus balteatus (marmalade hoverfly)
Lineage: Eukaryota; Metazoa; Arthropoda; Insecta; Diptera; Syrphidae
Gene: ss
Product: neuronal PAS domain-containing protein 2
Exons: 11
Coding region: 1223-4114 (963 amino acids)
Biological process (GO): regulation of transcription by RNA polymerase II
Cellular component (GO): aryl hydrocarbon receptor complex; nucleus
Molecular function (GO): nuclear receptor activity; protein dimerization activity; transcription cis-regulatory region binding
Source: RefSeq, a predicted model, not a curated record
AAAUGUUACAAAUACUCAUCAUUUCGUCCACCACAGGGUGGCCCAUCAUAAGCCACCCAAUAAUACCUACUCCUCUAUCUCAUGCCAGCCAGAUAGAUUGAAGCAUUUCAAUCAUUAGCCAACGUUAUAGUUUGCCUUACAGGAGUGGCAUGGCAAUGCGACCACCUGCUGGCGCUUUCGCCUACCUAAGCGUUCAUCAAUCAAUCUGUGCGCCCGACCGCGCCGCACCAGCUGUGGCGCGUCGGCAAUGUAGGUACAAUGUGUGUUUUGUUGGGACAUCUCUCCACUCGCCACCAUCACCGACAGCGCUCUUAUUCCUUUUGCAGAAGGUAUAUGGUGUAUGGAACGACAAAGCGCGUCCUCGUUGUGUUCUGUGUGUUGUUUUCGUUGUCGUUCUCGGUGACUUCUGAUGACUUAUCCUGGCUCUGUGUGUCAGAAGUGUUGACGAUGACAUUUUUUUUCUGUAAGCUUUUUGUUGGGUCGCUCUGUGUGAAAUUAAUGAUCCAGUGGCACCUUUUUUGUGCUCCUGAUGGGUGAGUGGAAUAUGGGUAGGGUAGGAAUCCUUUUUUUGUCCUUUCUCCUUUCCAUAUGAAAGUCAUCGUUAAGUUCGAUUUAUUACCAUUGCCGGCCGUUAUCAUUGCUCAAUUUGAGUGGUUCCCCACUCAAAUAUUUGCAUUGCGUGCAAAAAUUUUAUUAGAAUUUAAUUUCGAAUGCAUUUGCGCUGCGACUGCUACUGUUACUCUUAUACUGUUGCUGUUGUUUCUCUGGUUGCAAAGUAUAUAAACACGCGUUGAUUGUGCCUCCAGCUGUUGGGAGUUAUAGCGUCAGUCGUUGGUGUCGUAUAGGUGUAUAAGCUGAUUGUAUAGAAAGGAGCGCAGGCACGAAGAUGGGAAAGAGCAAUUGGUUGCGUUAAAGUGCAUACAUUUGGCCUACUGAGAAGAGGCAAUUGGCGUUAAGUGCCCAUUUGUGCCCAAGUGCCCUGCCACUGCCAUACAAUAUAUUAUAUGGAAUUCCCUGGUUUUUUUUUGUGAAAGAGGACUAAAUAAAAAGAAGGAAGAAAUGUUGUAGUUAUGGUAGCGGACUAAUAAUUUUGAUAUCGAUUAUCGGGAAUGUACAUAUACAUAUGGAAAGAAAGAACAGACAUUGUAACUUGUAAGCGGGAAUGACCUGACUAUACGACGAUGAGGGAAAUAAUGCUUACCGGGUGAAAAAAAAUGUGCGAAUGACUUUAAAACCCCCACCAAAAGAUGGCGUCACCAAAAGCAAUCCAUCAAAAAGACAUCGCGAACGUCUGAAUGCCGAAUUGGAUCUGCUGGCUUCAUUGCUGCCCUUCGAGCAGAAUAUUCUUAGCAAAUUAGAUCGACUGAGUAUACUAAGGCUGUCUGUUAGUUACUUAAGGACUAAAAGUUACUUUCAAGUUGUUAUGCAUAAGGACAAAGAAGAGAAUGGUCUAAUGCCGCACAUCCAUUCACAUGACGCGUACCGGACUCGAGAGCUUGGAGCCUUUGAACAUGGUCUUCUCGAUGGUGAUAUGUUCCUUCAGGCAUUAAAUGGAUUUCUAAUGAUCCUUACAUGCGAGGGGGAGGUUUUCUUUGCAACGCACAGCAUAGAAAGUUACUUGGGUUUCCAUCAAUCCGACAUCGUUCAUCAAUCAGUAUACGAGCUAGUUCAUUCCGAAGAUCGUGAAGAACUCCAACGCCAAUUACUGUGGAACUCCUUUCUACCCGCCGAUAUGUCCAGUAUGCAAUUGGCUGAUGCUUUAGCUCCAGACAAAACAGCAUUUCUCGAGCGAAGUUUUACCGUGCGCUUCCGAUGUCUAUUGGACAACACUUCCGGUUUCCUGCGUCUUGACAUACGUGGUCGAAUAAAAAUUCUUCACGGUCAAAAUCGCAAGACCGAAGAACCUCCCUUAGCACUAUUUGCCUAUUGUACACCAUUUGGACCGCCAAGUCUGUUAGAAAUUCCUCAUAAGGAAAAUAUGUUUAAGUCAAAGCAUAAGCUUGAUCUGUCGCUGGUUUCGAUGGAUCAAAGAGGAAAGAUGAUAUUGGGUUAUUCCGAUUCAGAACUGAUAAAUUUGGGUGGUUAUGAUUUGGUGCAUUAUGAUGAUCUGGCAUAUGUUGCAAGUGCACAUCAAGAAUUGUUGAAGACGGGAGCCUCUGGAAUGAUUGCAUAUCGUUACCAAAAGAAAGAUGGCGAAUGGCAGUGGCUUCAAACAAGUUCCCGUUUGGUCUAUAAGAAUUCCAAGCCAGAUUUUGUGAUCUGUACUCAUCGCCAGCUAAUGGACGAAGAGGGAAGGGAUCUUUUGGGCAAGAGAACAAUGGAUUUUAAAGUGAGUUACUUGGACACUGGACUGGCGUCGACGUAUUUUUCGGAAGCUGAUCAGUUGGUAGUAGCUCCAAGCGGAUCACCGAAUUCUCUUCCACCUCCUGUAACACCAACGAGGCCCAAUCGGCGGUAUAAAACUCAGCUUCGGGAUUUUCUAUCAACAUGUAGGUCGAAACGCAAAAUGCAACAGACAUCUCCACUUGGACAGGUAACUUCACCAGCUCCAGUUGUUGAAUACAUUCCCGAUCCAGCUGUAGCUGUCGCUGCUGCUUACUCCAAUCUCAAUCCAAUGUACACCACUUCGCCAUAUGCGUCUGCAGCUGACAAUCUUUACAUGAGUCCUUCGGUGCACUCAACAAACUUCUAUCCAGUUACCGAAAACAUCUUCCAUCAAUACCGGCUACAAGGUGUUAGUGGGUAUUACCCCGACUAUCAUCAUCACACAGCACCCCCAGCUUCCUAUGUUACAAAUGGUUUCCUAUCCUACGAUGGCUACACAAUCGCCCCCAAAGAAGACAAAUGGCAGGAAUCUAGUAAAUAUUACAGUGGCUAUAGCAGUGGCUAUGGAAGUCCGACCUCAACACCACAGAUAUCACUGAAAACGCCAAAAUCUUCCCCUCAAGUUAUGGAGGUAGUAUCCUGUUCGUCGGAUGGUCCGUCGCCAGUUAAUCCCGCUUCAUCGAUUCCGGCCAACUCGAGCACCACGAAUGGUGUAACACCGAAAGUUGAGAUGGCCUCUCAUGAUCCUUACGAACGUCAAACGGUUCUAAUGUGGGGUACAAGUGGCAGUCGUGAUGCAACACCCCGUUCGCCGCAAGAUGCUUCGCCAACAUCAGCUGCUGCCAAUGGAAUCUAUGGUGAUGGACAAUUGGUGAAUGGAACUGGUUCGGGGAAGGAUGGAAAAAUUCCUACUCCAGAAUCGUACCAUCUUCACCAACAUCCUGCGAGUGAUGAUGCAGCAAUGUAUGCUCAUCAUCGAAUAGCUGCGGAUGGUUCACACAUACAAUCACCGCAUAGCCAUUCAGCUGAGGCAUUGCUUCAUGUUGCAUCUAAUCAGCCAGUUAAUCAUUUGUCACAUCCUCAUGCCACCUCCCAUCAACAUCAUCAUCAUAGUGCUGUUGGUGCGACGGGCCAUCAGCAUCAACAUCACCAUCAUAUGCAGCAGCAAUCUGUUGUUGGAGCCGGUUCCAAUGGCAGCGAGGUAUGGAGUCCUGCGUCCUACUCGCAAUAUUCGCAGUAUUUUACUUAUCACCAUCACCACCACCACCACUCAGCCACUCAGCACGCUAGCACUCACUCAUCCAGCAGCAACAACAACAGCAAUCCAUCGCAUCAUUAUCCUUUGCGCAGCAACAACAGCCACUCCAGCGAAUACACGGAUGUCCAUCAUCAGCCUCAUCCAGUUCAUCACCAUCAUCCACCACAUCACCAUCCGGACAGCAACAGCAGCACCAACACCACAUCAACCAUCACCACCAACAACAACAACAACAACAGCAGCAGCAACAACAACAACAACAGCAGCAGCACCACCAACACCACCUCGCAAUCAUCGCAUCACCCAUCAUCAUCGCAGCACCAGCAGCCGCACCACCCACAUCCUCUACAUCCUCAUCCUCAUCAUCCUCGUCAUGCGGCGGCGGCAGCAGCGGUGGUGGCGGCAGCAGUGGCCACAGCAUCGGGAGGCACCAUAUCUCAAAUAUCACCGCUCACACAGCUCUCGCAUACGCAUCCAGUGCGUUCUCCGAUCAACCGGACGGGAGUCCUUUGUUGUCCUUCUCUGAGGUGACCAACACCUUAUUAAACCAAUAAACAAAAACACCAGG